Anopheles marshallii is the source of this 9141-nucleotide messenger RNA. Its product is annotated as mucin-5AC-like. The transcript is spliced from 7 exons. Bases 1 to 9141 code for a protein of 3046 amino acids. Gene Ontology annotation, biological process: carbohydrate metabolic process; chitin catabolic process. Gene Ontology annotation, cellular component: extracellular region. The record is from RefSeq and is a predicted model, not a curated record. Lineage: Eukaryota; Metazoa; Arthropoda; Insecta; Diptera; Culicidae. Gene Ontology annotation, molecular function: chitinase activity; chitin binding.
AUGUUUCCGCUUCACAAAGGAGCGGAGCUAUUCUUGGCAAUAGCGAUUCUAGCAUUAUGGAGCAGCAAUGAAUCACUGGCAGCCGACAACAACCAGCGUGUCGUUUGCUACUACACGAACUGGUCCGUCUACCGACCGGGCACGGCGAAGUUUACGCCGCAAAACAUAAACCCAUACCUCUGCACGCAUCUGAUCUACUCGUUCGGCGGUUUCACGAAGGAGAACACGCUGAAACCGUACGACAAAUAUCAGGAUAUCGAGCAAGGUGGCUUUGCGAAGUUUACCGGCCUGAAGACGUACAACAAAAAUCUGAAAACCUUGCUUGCGAUCGGUGGUUGGAAUGAAGGUUCCUCCCGGUUCUCCCCGUUGGUGGCGGACGCGGAACGACGCAAUCAGUUCGUGAAGAAUACGAUCAAAUUUUUGCGCCAGAACCAAUUCGACGGGCUCGAUCUCGACUGGGAGUAUCCGGCAUUCCGCGAUGGUUCGAAGCCGAAGGAUCGGGAAAACUACGCGCAACUGGUGCAGGAGCUGCGCGAGGAGUUUGAGCGCGAAUCGUCGAAAACGGGCCGACCGCGAUUGCUGCUGACGAUGGCGGUACCAGCCGGUAUCGAAUACGUCGAAAAGGGUUACGAUGUGCCGAAGUUGAACAAGUAUCUCGAUUGGUUCAAUCUGCUCUCCUACGAUUAUCACAGUGCGUACGAACCGGCUGUAAAUCAUCAUUCCCCGCUGUUUUCGCUGGAGGAAGCGUCUGAGUACAACUUCGACUCCGAGCUGAACAUUGAUUACAGUGUAAAGUUCUACUUGAAAGCUGGAGCAGAUCGGGAGAAGCUUGUGCUGGGUAUUCCGACGUACGGCCGAUCGUACACGCUGUACAACCCGGACGCUACUGACAUUGGAGCACCCGCCGACGGUCCUGGAGAGCAGGGUGAUGCAACGCGCGAGAAGGGCUACCUCGCGUACUACGAGAUCUGUUCGAACCUGAAGGAAAGCGCUGACUGGACGGUGGUCCAACCAAAUCCAAAGGCAAUGGGACCGUACGCCUACAAGGGCAACCAGUGGGUCGGCUACGACGAUGAAGCAAUCGCCCGCCGUAAGGCGAAGUACGUCGCUGAGAACGGGCUCGGUGGUAUCAUGUUCUGGUCGAUCGAUAACGAUGACUUCAGAGGUACCUGUCACGGCAAACCGUACCCUAUCAUUGAGGCCGCCAAGGAAGCACUGUUGGCCAGCACAGAAGUGGGCAUAAACGAUGUUGCUUCAGCGGGCAGACCGCGGAAACCGAAUCGUUCGCGCAGUCGCCCCGGUUCGGCAACGCGCAACCGUGUGAAUACGGACAACAAUAACGAAAUUAAGGCAUCGUUCAAAACAUCUCAAGGGCGUAAGGUAGCCAGGCCGGUACGUGUUACCACGACCAGCACCACCACCACGACCACGACGGAAGAUUCUUUGUACAUUGGCGGAAGAACCACCACCCCGCAACCACCAACCACUCCUGAUCCAGGAGCAGACUUUAAAUGCGAGGAUGAAGGUUUCUUUCCGCAUCCACGGGAUUGCAAAAAAUACUUCUGGUGUCUGGAUAGUCCCAGCCUUGGUUUGGUAGCGCAUCAGUUCACCUGCCCGUCCGGGCUAGUGUUUAACAAGCUUGCCGAUUCGUGCGAUUACGCGCGUAAUGUGAUCUGCUCCAAGACCGUCGCAACCACAUCAACCACUAGCACCACCAGUACCACGACGACGGUGGCGACACCCACAACUUCAACCACACAGCGGCCCCGCAUUACGGUACCCACCAAUCGGAACAACUUCUUCAACCGUGGAACGUUUACCACCACGACCACGACCGAGCCGACCGUGGAGGUGGACUACUCCGAUGAAGAUAACACCGAAACACAGCCGGAAGAGGAUCCCAAGGUGAUCAAGGAGCUGAUUGCGCUGAUCAAAAAGGUCGGUGGUAUUGAGGAGCUGGAGAAGCAGCUGCAGGCCCAGGAGGAUGGUUCCAUACUGCUGAAGGACGCGGAAUCGGAUCAGAUAUCAACGACCGCACCGACCAUAAGCAAAUCCCUGUACGAGCGUGUGCUGAGCCGCACUGGAAACGUGGGGCAAAAGUUCCGCCCGGCAAUCACAUUUACCCAGCAGGAUAAGACCGGUUCGCUGCCGGAAAACAAAUACUCGUCCGUGGUGCGCAACUCGUACACGAACAGUCGCGUUGGGCCACAGAAUGAAGGGCUCGACCAGUUGCCCGAGUUCGAGGGAGUGUUCCGCGAAAAGCCCAAAUACGUAACGCUGCAGCGGGUGCGCCCCACGAAGGCAACAUCGAUCGAGGAUCGGUACGACGACGAUGACGAUAUUGAUGAGGAAGAGAAUCAACCAUCUACGUUUGCCACCAACAAACCGACCUCGGUUCCGAAGUAUGUCAGCAUUAGGCGCCAGCGUCCGACAACGAUUGCCGAGCAGGAGGGUGAGGUAGAGGGUGAUGAUGCGGCACAGGACGAGGAUAGAGAGCCGGAGAAAUCUUCUGCCGGUGGUGCGCAGUACAAUACGGUCAAUCGGAACUGGUUCCGCAAACCGACGGAAGCAACGACUGUGGCGGAGGGUGAACCGGAGCGUUCGUCUCCAAAUCGCUACAACACCAUCGACCGUAGACGGACGACCAGCAUACCGUACACCAGCAGUAGGUUGCAGGAUGCCGAACGUGAUGAUGUAGGCACAGAUUCUUCUCUUUUGGUACCAUCUACAGACUUCCAAACCAUAUACACUACAGCUUCCACCACCACGAUCGAUCCAUCACAAUCUUCAGAACCAAACUUGAUACCUUACAGCACACGACAGUAUAGUAGUGUUGAGCGCGUUAACAGCAACACCAUUAGCAACGACAACGACCGAAGCGGCAAUAGCGAAAGUAGUAGUAGUAAUAGUAGUAACGAUAGCGAUAGUAGUACUAGCAACGGUAGCGAUACUGCUACCACCACCAAACCAACCAAUUUAGCAUUUUCAAGCGCUACAAAUGCCCCGAACAGUGACAGUAGUGCUGCCGAACUGCCGGUGCAGCAGGUCCUGUCGCAUGUCGAUUACCAGCCUAAUCCGGAGGUGACUGACACCACUGUACCAAUUGUUUCAACUUUGCACAAAACGGACGAUGGUAUUAAUAGUGACGGUUCCAAAGCAACACACAGUGAAACGACGCUAGAGGUAACCACCAUACUUAACACAGGUGAAAGCGUUACUGGUAGUAGUGUUAGCAGUCUGGACGCUGGUUUGGAGGGUAGUGAUACUUUUGCUAAUAACGAUAAGCGCUUCGAGCCACCGUACGACGGUGGUGUGCAGGGUUCCACCGACUAUGAGGCGAUCGUUACCACCACGACGACGGCCGGUGUGCCGUCUGUGUCGACGACCUCCCCGGUCCCAGCUACGGCUAGUUCCCUCACUAACGAUGCUACUUCUAACUCAGUUUUCAAAUUCACAAGAACUAGGAAACCAACGACUACCACCGCUACACUAGAACCUGUCACUAACCCUAGUCGGAAAGUUUCCCCGGGAGGUGGUGUCGCUCCGAUAAAGGCAGCGCCACGCCCAUUCGCAGCAGGCGCACGUCGCACACGUCCGACGCGCCUGCCAGAUACUGCGAACAGCUUAGCUACCGCUUCCGCACCAGAGCAAGAGUCGACGACACUCCGAUCGGUAAAGGUGAGUUUUUCCAAUGCCCAGAGAUUUGAUCUUUCAGCAAGCCGGCAGCGUAGGGUCGGCACCGCUACGCCCGAAAGUAGUGAGGUUGUAGAUGGUAGACAGGGUAAUGAGCAGCCCGCGACACGGGCAACCGUGCGCGGUAACCGGGGCCGGGUGCGGUUCCGUACCGCGGCCGAGCCGUUGGCCGCUUCCACACCGUUGUCCUACGAUGAUCCGCAAAGCGCACGUUCGGCGGACGGGGUUGUUAGCACCACCGCGCAAACGACGCGUCGCCGCUCGAGACCAUCUACCGGAGAACUGGCCGCCAAUCGGUUCGCAAUCGGUCGCACUACACCUGCCGGCUUUACGACGAGCGCACCGACGGCGGAACCGUUGACUACGGCGUCCGAUCGUGGUUCGUUACGGCGCGUUAACUUCAGCCUGUACAGUGGCCGUCGCACGAGCGAUACAGCGCCGACACCGUCGACCGAAGAGCCACGCAUAGAGACGGAAACGUACGGCAACGUGACACCGUUCGAUCAGGGAGAAGUGAAAUCGUACACACGCAUUGCGGAGGAUCCGUUCAUGACGCAGGAACGCAUCCUGCUUACGCUCGGUACCGCGUUGCGCUAUGGGUUUAGCAGUCGCAACGAGCUGACGGGCGGUACUGCGAGCCCCACCUUCCCGACGCAACCGGUGCAAGAGUUUUCAAGCACAUUGCCAUCCGUAGCACGGUCCACCUUCAGGGGUCGUCCAUUCGGGCGUGAAAAUCUGGACAAUAUGGUAAACAACGGAUUGGCGGAGAACUUGAACGAUAUGUCCACGGAACAGGCUAAUCUGCCACUCAAUGAAGAGACCGUCACACCUGACAGUAGGCUACUGAACGAGCUCACCACCGUGUACAAUGUGAAUGCGGCCGAAGUCGACACGACUACGCCACAGCCGAGAAAGCUCGUUUCGUCCAGCUUGAGAGAUCGGUACACGGCCAGCAGCACCACCGAAGCCGUCGACACCACGCUUAACGUUGUAGUGUCGGAGGUCAACACGAACAAAACCUUCAUCCCGGGACGCACACGCCCGACACGGCCGGCACGGUUGCGAACGACGCUAGAUUCUAGCACGGGAUCCACUGCUCCGGAGCAGGAAGCAACAAGAGCUCCGUCUCGUCGACCGUUCGUGCCGAGGAAGCAGCUGAACGCGGACGGUUCCAUCGGUUCCCGGUUGUCUGUCGCGGAAGAACCACUCGGCAACGAUGUGACGGAACGUGCGACGGGCAUUUCAACUACCAAACGGCAGCGUGCCAAUCGCCGCCGUACGACCACCACCGCGGCAGCUGCUACCGCCACUACCUCCACAGAGGAAAGUCCGGCCAGUAGACCACGGACCGCAUUCAACGCGGACCAACGCCGACAACGUUUGCCGGGCAAUCGGUUUUUGAAGACUUCCGCAACGGCGACGUCUACGGAAGCGUUUACCGCGGAACCUACCUUCCCGGACAGCAACGUGGCCAACUCGGACUUUACCACGGUAAUUACGGACACCUCUAACGAAAUCGCACCGGCGUACGAUCUGCUGAACAGCGACAAUUUGCUCAACCUGCCAAAUCUUCGCACCAACGAAGACCUUGAUGAGGAGGACGCGACGGAAACGCUGUCCACACUAGCCGCGUCCAUUACCGAAGCAAAUCCGAGUGCCAAUCUGGUUUCGGCCAGCCUUUCACCGCAGAAACCCUCGUACACGCCUCAGAAAUCGGCUAGCGCGGACGGUACGCGUAUCAACGACAGUCAGCAGAUUGAGUCGGAGUCCAUCCCAAGCCGUAGUUCGACGCGUGUCUUCGGUGGUGGGGUGACGAGGCGCAAGUUUACCGGCAAGUUUGUCACCACCGAAGCGCCGGAACCGACCGAACCGAUCAAGAAGUUUGUGCCAACGCGCCGUAACCGGCCAUCUUUCUCGGUCGCCCGCAAUGGGCGGCUGUCCACCACGACGGAAGAGUCGCUUGUCGCCACUACGGCAGACGGUGACAGCGGUGUGUCGGGUGGUCCCGCACCCUUCGUGCCCUCGCGCAAACGCAAACCGCUGCUGCUCGGCAGCCGCACAUCGACGACCCCGGCACCGCAGAAUGAUAGUGGGGACGACACUGCCCAACCGUCCGCCCGGCCGACCAGGCGUCGGCCGGCGUACUCGCUGAACCGUCCCGCACGGCCGCAAGCGUUCGAGAAUUCGUUCGACAAAGCGACGGUCACAUCGAAACCGGUCGAGCAGAAGUCGAUCAACCGCACCUCGGUACUGCUGCCGAAGCGGCCGAACCUGUUCGCGCGUACCACGACCACCACUAGCACGACUACGGUGGCGCCAUCUGUGGGGUCGGACGCCACCGACAGAACGACACUGGAGGAUCGGUUCACCUCCUCGGAGGAGCAGCGCUACAGUGGCGAGGAAAGCGAGGGUGAUAAUGAAAUUCAACGGCAAGGUAAGAAACUGUUUGGACAGCUCGGCAGCGACGCUAGCAACAGUUUGGUACCGCAGGAGGCUGAGACCGAGAGACCGCGUCCGGAAACGACGUACGGUGGUGUGCGACGCCCGGGAUCGCGCGUGGGUCCAACGCCGGCACGCGUCCAGCCAAACGCGGGCAGCAAUCGGUUCAUCUUCAAGAACAACCAACCGGCGGCGCCGGGUAACGCGGAAGGUACCGCGUCCGUGACCACACAGCGCACAUUUACAACGCGCACCAGACGUCCGUUCGGGAACGUUGGUGGGUACAAACCGACCGCACAGAACGGUACCGUGCUGGGCGGUGACGCGGGUGUUCCGGUUGCGGGCAGUGUCACCACACCCCGGCCACGCUUUACGCCCACGGCACGCACGCGACCAACGUUCGGCCGGCUUCGUUCGACGACCGUUUCGCUGGCGAACAAACCGGACGCUGGCGUGGAGGGUGAACGCGGCCCGGUUGCCGCGACGCAGAACGAUUUGGAGCAGGGUGCCGGUUUCGCGACCCGCCGCUACCAGCCCCGCAAACCCACCAGCCGACGGAACUUCACCUCCGUUAGCGUACCGGCGACGGCGGGCGGUAGUGGGUUGGGCAGCUUUUACAAUGGUACGCGCGCCGGACCGAACGUAACCGUGCCGGCGGUGUACUUACUAACAACGAAAGAUACGGCAGAGGGUGUAGCACAGACGACACCACAAACGAACAAGGAGACGACGCUGGCCGCGGCCGAGUUUCCCACCGACGACACAAAACAGCCACACGUUUCAACGACCGCUUUCACCGUUGCCCCUAUCGCUAGCCAGCACGGUACGGAGGAGCUAACACCCCCCACCACCACCACAUCACCCUGGCUACUCGAGACAGUAAGCGGGGCCGAAAACACUACCUCGUACGAGGAUACAGUCAACACAUUCAGAACCACCACCGAAUACUACACCGCAUCCGAUGAGACUCACUACACGACACUGAAUACGGCCGACACGAUCUACACGAUUAACGAUAAUAUCGAUAUUGAUGAUGUCAAUGUAUUGCAGGACCGUAGUAGAACGUCGACGACCACCGUGAAGCCGACCACGCUGUACCACGUGUUCUCGAUCGAUAAGGAAAACGAAUCCGUGCCGUCGUCGACCGAGAUUUAUCGGACCGAGGAGCAGGAGAUCGAGCUGCCGGCGGCGAACAGGACGGACAAGCUGGUGAAGAUACACCGGGUGGUGGAGAUCUACACGAAGAACACCAGCAAUCCGGACGAGCUGCCCGUCAUGCAGAAGCUGGGUGAGAUCAAUCGGAAGAUUAUCAUACGGCUGGUGGAGCCGAACCGGGCCAACAACCGGACUGGCAGUGCGACCAGCACCAGCAGCAGCAGCUACACGCCCACCACGCUCGGUGGCGGUGCCCCGGUGACGGAGCGCGUCCUCGACGAGGAAGACGCGGAUAGCGGGCGCGGGCGCUCUGUUGUGCUGUCCUCGAACAGCGUGUUCACCGUGGAGACGUCGACCAUACCGCUCGAGGGGUUGUUCGACCCGGAGAAGGGCGUUGGGUUCCCGACCACCGACCUGCCACCGCUGGUGGAUACAGAGCAGGAUGUGGCAACCGUGGCGCCUCAUCAGGAAAUCGAGCGCAUCUCGAGUGUGGACUUUAGCUCGGCUACUGGGGCGAGUCCACCGGAGCAGGAAGACGAACUGCCGGCAGUGACACAGUUUGCGGCAGAAACGGAUCGCUACGUGCAGGUAACUAGCUUGCGGCCGGACCUGACGGACGCCACAGAAACGGAGCCGGUCGGCGGGGACCGACAGCGGGGCGGCGGGUACAAACCACAGACGACUGACUACUACGGUCCGGGCGAGGAACUAACCACCACGGUGGCGGUCGAGGCGGAAGACACCACCGUCAAGAGCGUCACGUUGAGUUCCACCCGGACAACGCCGGUGGUAUCGUCGUCGACGCAGCGCGAAAUCGUGCACAAGUACACACUGCCGGCGGAGUUCUCAUUCCAGGAGCCCUCGAGCGAAACGACCACCACCAAGACGACCACUACGACGACACCCGCCACCACCAGCUCAACUUCAGCUCCGGAGCUACUGACGACCACGGCGGCAGACCUGCCGUCCGACAGUGGCACGGUGGUCGAUCGCGUCCAGUCGCUGGUGCUGCCGAGCAAAGAGAGCAAGAGGAGGUACACCAAGCGCCCGGAACCGGUCCUGACCGCGUCGCGCGUGUCCGACUUUGCGUACAGCAAGGACAGUUCCGCCGAAGCUGACGGUGAGCGGGUGUUCGCCACCACCGAACCGUUGCCCAUGACCGAACCGGUACCGAUCACGACGACCAAAGCGACCAACACACGCCAUUACACAAACAACCGCAAGUACGUGUCGUCCCUGUCGUUGCGUCCGAACUUUAGCACACCGGACGCGGCACAGAGCGGUGGCGGUCCGUCGUACAGAAAGUCGAAAGACAUCCCCGUAGUGCCACUGCCGAAGGUGAUCGGCACGAAAUCGUCCACGUACCGCGUACCGACCACUACCGAAACGACGACGACCACUACCACCACGACCACCACGACCACGCCCGCACCGAUCACUAAGAUAGACUUCAACAUCAAGUACGUGCUGCCGGUGAAUCUGCCCGACGCGCAAUCGCACGAGCUCAAGAUUGAGAGCAAAAAUGACAAGUACAGCAUACCGCUCUCACCCAUACUGCGGCCCGAUUUUACCACGCGCGAAAUCUCCGGCGAGCGGCAGGAUCGGCAGUUCUCGCCCGUCUACCGGCCGGAGCUCGAUAACGAUGAGCUGACGCGCCAGCUAACCAGCGACGCCGAUCCGGUUGCCCUCGAGGCGGAACAUCUCGAUCGCGAAAUACUCGGCGACGGUGACAGUAGACAGUCGGCGGAGAGUGGACAGACGCCGCUCGGCGGCGGUACGGCAGCACAGCUCGUCAGCCAUAGUGUACCGUCGUCCGCGGCAUACUUCUUGCGCCGUACGGCCGAGGUUAGUUAA